This is a messenger RNA of Magallana angulata, 1137 nucleotides long. Its product is annotated as delta-like protein 4. Gene Ontology annotation, biological process: heterophilic cell-cell adhesion; establishment or maintenance of epithelial cell apical/basal polarity. Gene Ontology annotation, molecular function: calcium ion binding. Lineage: Eukaryota; Metazoa; Mollusca; Bivalvia; Ostreida; Ostreidae. Gene Ontology annotation, cellular component: protein-containing complex; plasma membrane. The record is from RefSeq and is a predicted model, not a curated record. The coding region runs from base 86 to 1054 and encodes 322 amino acids. The transcript is spliced from 5 exons.
AUGAGUUAUCAAUACUAUUGAGCUUUUGUAAAAAAGUAUAAGAAUCAUCGCUUUUCUCUAUUCUUAUAUUAAAACGGUUAUCAUCAUGAUGUAUAGAUCAGUAUUAUUUCACAUAAUAUUGUACUGGUUCCUAAUUUCACAAGCCAAAAAUGAGGAGCACUGUGCAUCCGAUGGAUCUGACGACUGUCAUAUUUUCGAUUGGAGACCUUGGGGCAGUUGUAUUGGCAUUUGUGGACAUCAAAAGCAGAGCCGGGAACGCGUGUUCUGUUGUGCUGCUAAUGUAAUUCCCCACGAUAUUGAGCAUUGUCUGCAGCAUUGUCAUUUUCAUAAUAAUUUUGAACGACUUCAAAACAAAACUUGUCGUGUUUGUGAGAAUGGAGGCACGUUCUCCUCAAUUUCAUCCUCGUGCAUAUGCGGACCGCGUUACACCGGUGGUUGCUGUCAAGACACGGUGAAGUGCAGCGACAACCCAUGUAAACACGGCACGUGCUCUGACCAUCCUCCAUCCUUCGUGUGCACGUGUGAUCCUGGGUACAAAGGCAUAGACUGCAACACUCUGAUACAGUGUUCGUCUCAUCCUUGCCUGCAUGGAACCUGUACAGACACUGCGUCCGGAUUCAGUUGUUCGUGUGACGUAAAGCAUAAAGGUGAUAAAUGCGAUCAAGCAAUAACUUGUGCCUCCACUCCAUGUCAGCACGGAUCAUGCGCUGAUUCUCCCACGGGCUUCAUGUGUACCUGUGAUAGUUCCUACACAGGUAUCAGGUGUGACACAGGAUUUCAUGUGAAACCAUUAGAAACGACAGAGUCCCAGAAACUUCUUUUGCCUACUUGGUUUCCAUAUUUAGAAUAUGCAUUGUUGACCCUGGUAUCCCUAACUGGUGUUAUGGCGAUGGGUUGCGCCUGUCUGAAAUGUUGUCGAGCAGUAGGCGUCCUUAAAGGCAACGAUGACGAUGAUGAUGAAAAGCGAGAUGAGAGUGGCAUAAGAAGAUUCAAACAGGAUCCUGUAAUUCCAGUCAAUAUCCAAAAUCCGCGUCGCACUGGACUAGAUUUUUGAUUAUAUUAACAAACUGGAAAAACUGGUCUGCAUUGCUCUGACUGUGAUUUUUUCUUCAAAAAUGAAAUAAUGCUGUAAAAUGU